AUGGAUCAUGGUGGCGGAGGUGGCGGUGGCGGCAGGAGUAGCAGCCGCCUCAGGGACCGGCUCGCCCGGAUGUUCCGUCCGGGCUCGCUGCUCCGCUCGACCUGCAACAACAACACCGCAUCGACCUCCUCUUCCUCCUCGUGCUCCGCCGCGGUGGGCGCGGCAGCCGACGGGGUGACUGCGUCCAAGCCGCCCCCGAGCUCCGCCUGCUCCUCCAGCCGCGCGCUCUUGGCCGCCGACUCCGCCAUCUCCCGCGACAGGGACUCGUUCCUCACCUCUUCUCGCCGCGACUACGCCACUGUCGUCGGCCGCACCGAGUCCUUCUCCAACGCACUCGACCGCGUGCACCGCCGUGCCGGCGCCGCGGUGCAAUCUCUGCCACCUCCGGCUCGCUUCUCUAUGCACGCGUCGCCUCUGAUGGAGAGCAAGAAAAAGAGCCCUCUCCACGGUCAUGGGCACCACCGCCACCGCCUCGGUGGCCGGGUCAAGGGCGACAGGAGCAAGAAGCUGCUCUCCAACAACCCCUAUGGCUUCAGCACCUCGGACACUGACGGCGACGACGUUUUCAGCAGCGACGCUGACGAGCGCGACCGCAGCGACGCCAAGAAGGGGGACGCGGAGGCCUUCUUCUCCUCCUCCAGAAGCUUCUCCUUCUCCUCCGACUCCUCCGAGUUCUACAGCAAGAAGAAGAAACUAAAGAAGAAGUCACCUGCGGCAGUGGCGCCGAAGCCGCCGCCGCCGCCGAGAGCGAGGGCGAGGGGGCAGAGGCGCAAGAAUCGCGUGGCGAGCAGCUGCGACACGUGCGGCGUGAAGGAAGGGUUCCGGCCGGUGGUGUCGGCGGCGGAGGAGCAGGUGCGCAGGGGGUUCGCGGUGGUGCAGCGGUCGCGGGACCCCUACGCCGACUUCCGGGCGUCGAUGGUGGAUAUGGUCGUGAGCCGGCAGAUGUUCGGCGCGGCGGAGCUGGAGCGGCUGCUGCGGUCGUACCUCUCGCUCAACGCGCCGCGCCACCACCCGGUCAUCCUCCAGGCCUUCUCGGACAUCUGGGUCAUCCUCCACGGCGGCUAG
Molecule: messenger RNA, 1065 nt
Organism: Triticum turgidum subsp. durum (durum wheat)
Lineage: Eukaryota; Viridiplantae; Streptophyta; Magnoliopsida; Poales; Poaceae
Source: the annotation of a GenBank genome assembly